Molecule: messenger RNA, 3103 nt
Organism: Cuscuta epithymum
Lineage: Eukaryota; Viridiplantae; Streptophyta; Magnoliopsida; Solanales; Convolvulaceae
Source: the annotation of a GenBank genome assembly
UUAACUUGCUUGCACAAGCAAUAGGUAGAGAGGAGGAAGGGUGGUCCACUCGAGUCUAUGGCAGACCGACUUGAGAGAGAAAAGCCGUAUAAGAUAAGGAAUAUAGUCAUAGAGAUAGAGGGAGAGUCUUCAAAACAAUAAUACUAAUAAUAAUAAUAAUUAUAAUAAUAUCAAUACUAAUAUUAAAAUAAUAAUAUUCUCUUUCUCUCUUUCUUGGUAUGUAGCUAGCUAGCUGCCAUAGUUGUAGUUUUACGGUGCAGUGUUUGUUUUGCUUCUUCUAAGCUAAUAAGAUUCCCCCCUGGCCUCCCAUUAUUAUAGAAAAACAAAGAAGAAUUCUUCCAUCAAAGAUAUAUAUCAACUCUAAAGAAAGAAAGCAGGUGAUGAUGAUGAUGAGGAUUCUAUAUGGUGUCAUCAUUAUGCACAUGUAACCAAUUUUCUUAUCAUCUUCUGUUUCUUUUCUCUUUUGUUUUUGUUGUUUUAGCUUCUGCUGUGCUUCACACUCAUUAAACAGUGUGGUUUUAUCUUGGGAUUUAGCUGUUUUCAGCAAAAGCACAAUCUUUUCAUCAAAUUUGUUUCUUCUUUCACCUUCCUUUCUUCUUCUUUUUCUUCUUUCUUUAUUAAAAGAAAGCCAUGAUGUCAUCAUCUGAUGAUGCCCUUUCCUCCCUCACCUCCUCCAUGAGAGCCUUCAUUGGCAACACCCAAGAUCCCAUCCAAAACCCUAAUCCGAACCCGAGCCCGACCCCAAACCCUAACCCGAACAAGCGAAAGAGGAACCUCCCGGGCAACCCAGAUCCGGAUGCAGAAGUGAUAGCUCUCUCCCCCAAGUCAUUGAUGGCCACCAACCGCUUCGUCUGUGAAAUCUGCAACAAGGGUUUCCAGAGAGACCAGAACCUGCAGCUCCACAGGAGGGGUCACAACCUGCCAUGGAAGCUUAAGCAAAGAAACAACAAGGAAGUUGUGAAGAAGAAGGUGUACAUCUGCCCCGAGAAGAGCUGCGUCCACCACGACCCGUCCCGGGCCCUCGGCGACCUCACCGGGAUCAAGAAACACUUCAGCCGGAAGCACGGCGAGAAGAAGUGGAAGUGUGAGAAGUGUUCCAAGAAGUAUGCUGUCCAGUCCGAUUGGAAAGCUCAUAGUAAGAUUUGUGGGACGAGAGAGUAUAAAUGUGACUGUGGAACUCUUUUCUCCAGAAAAGACAGCUUUAUAACUCACAGAGCCUUUUGUGAUGCAUUGGCUGAAGAGAGUGCCAGAUUCACUUCAGUACCCAAUCUAAACUUCCGGAAUGAGCUGCUGGGAAAUCCUCACCAAUUCGGAUCUCAUGUCUUCCGGCAGCCCCAAAAUGACCUUAUGGUCGGGGUGGACACGGGGAGUCAGCUCGGUCUCGAUGGGCAAAAGCCGAGGUUGCCGAUUUGGUUGGAUGCGAACGCGAAUUCUCAUCAUCAUCUUGGGAAUGUCAAUGAAUUCUUGGGAUCAUCUUCUAGCGGUGGCGGUGGAGGAGGUGGCGGUGGAGGUGGAGGUGGGGGAUUAUCCCAUCAUGAGCUCCUACAAAUGACUGCACCCUCGUCGAAUAUGUUGGGUUUGUCCUCCCCUAAUCUAUGGUUUCAUGGCGCAAGUGGUAGCACGCCUUCCUCUUCGCUACCUCCUGUUAUGAAGGAGGAAGACGAAAGUAAAAUUAGUUCCAUGUUUUACAACCACCUCCAAGAAGCGGCGGUGAAAACACCGCCACCCGCCCGCUCAUAUGUCGGCCACCGCUCUUUUGCAGAAAGCCGCCCAAAUGGGAUCAACGUGUAGCAACAAUAGUAACAACAACAAUAAUAACUCGCCUUUGUUUGGUGGUGGAUUCGGCUUUGUGGGGUCCACUCUUUCCUCUCUCGGUAGUUUCAAUUCAAGAAAUGAAAUUCAUCAUCAUCACAACCAUCAAAGUUUUGGAAAGCAACAAAAUCAACAAGAGCAAUCGCACGAUCAUCACCGCCACCAACACCACCAGAGUCUGAAUGGGUCGAUACUAAGUGCUCCAAAUAACAAUAAUCAAGGAAAUGAUCAUCACGGCUUGUUAUUUGGAGACAUAGAUUCUUCACCGAAUCCCAUGGCGGGAAAUGGGGAAAAUUCUUCUUCUUCACAUGAUCCUUCUUUGAUGUUGCAAAGUAACAAAGGUAAACAGUUCAAUCACACUAUGCCUAGUGGAAGUAGUGAAGUAGUUGAAGGGAGUUUGACUAGAGAUUUUCUUGGUGUUGGUGGGAAUGACAAUAGAACCUUUUUUCAACCCCAUGAGUUGGACAAAUUGGCCUCUACUCCCAUGCCCUUGAAUGAUUUUUCUAGACAUGGUUAAUGCGUGGCACACUCCCUUCCUAGUUCUAUUCAAUCUCAUCUUUUCCAUCUUCAUAUUGAAAUCUAAAUCACACAUUGUCUCUUUGAGAAUCAAUCUUAUAGAUCCAAAAUGUCAUAUCUUGGUGAGAUUUGCUCUCUUUGUCCUAUUUUAUUUAUAAAGUGGGUUUUUGAGGGGAGCAUUAAUAAGAUGAUACAAUGUUGGGAAGUUGAUUGUAUGGGGAAGAUCAGAUUAUUGAGCUAAGCAAAAAGAGAUGAUUUUGGAAAGGAGAUAUUUGAAUUGAACUUGGCUUUCAAGAUCUUGUGAAUUGUCAGAGGGGAGCAAGUGAGGGGUGGGGUACAGUGUGAGAGGUGGGGGGUACGGUGGGGCCCACUGCAUGCUUGAAAAGACUUGACAAAAAGCGACAUUGCAAUCACAAGGCAGGCAAGCUUUCCAAGCUCCAUCGUAUUACUUACUGCAUGUAGAAAUAUUUUUCUUUUUUCUUUUACUAAAUUUUAUUUUAUCUUUCUUUUUUGUUUUUUUCCUGGACCACCGCAAGCUUGUGACUAUAUAGGGACAAUGCUACAGUUCGAAGCAUAGUUUAAUUAUUUUUUAAUAAUGUUUUUUUGUUUGGUUUAUGUAGUAUUAUUCCAGAUAUGAACAUGCAUAUUUGAUUAAUUAGCUCAGAACUGUGUCACUUAUUGAGCUUAAUUUCUCGAAUUAUUAAUUGAUCAUAGAAAUUGGGAGGUGUGAGGAUAAACUUUGACAUGUUGUUGACUUAUGAGGCUAGAAUGCCAG